AUGGCCACACCACCCUCACCCACCGCCUCGCCCUCCGCCUCCCCGGUCUCCGCCACCGCCACCGCCACCAAGAAGCCCCACCCGAUCCCCUGGACCCACGAAGAAACCGUCCACCUAAUCCAGUCCUACCAGGACAAAUGGUACGAACUCCGCCGAGGUCAGCUCAAGGCCAGCCAAUGGGAGGAGGUCGCCGUCACCGUCGCCGCCCGAUGCGGCUACGAAUACACCGAGCCCUCCAAGACCGCCACCCAGUGCCGCCACAAGAUGGAGAAGCUCCGCCAGCGUCACCGCUCCGUCAAGAAGCGCCUCGGCCUCAGCUUCGGGUCGGGUUGGCCCUACUUCGAUCUCAUGGAGCGGCUCGAACAGGGCCCCAUGCCCAUCUCCGCCAGACGGCCAUUUUCUUCCGGAGCAAAAGAGGGCCACUUUCGGGACUCGACGGCGGCGAAAAGGCCGAGGGAGUCCGCCGCAGACGACGACGGCUACUACGGCGAUGUGGUGGAUGGGCAGAGAGGAACAGAGAUGGUGGUGGAGCUGGCGACGGAGAUAAGGGGGUUUGCGAAAAGGCUGAUUGGGGUGGAGAAUAUGAGGAUGGAGAUCAUGAGGGAAACGGAGAGGUGUAGAUUAGAGAUGGAGAAUAAACGGAUUGAUAUGAUUCUUCAAUCGCAGCGCAAAAUUGUUGAUUCCAUCGACAGGGCUUUUGGGCUUGAUUGA
This is a messenger RNA of Rosa chinensis, 711 nucleotides long. RefSeq lists its product as uncharacterized. Gene Ontology annotation, molecular function: transcription cis-regulatory region binding. NCBI's taxonomy places the organism in Eukaryota, Viridiplantae, Streptophyta, Magnoliopsida, Rosales, Rosaceae. The coding region runs from base 1 to 711 and encodes 236 amino acids. The transcript is spliced from 2 exons. Gene Ontology annotation, cellular component: nucleus. The record is from RefSeq and is a predicted model, not a curated record.